AUGCCCGUUGAUGGGAUGAAGAGUGCUGGAACAAAGCGCGAGCGCCCACGGGACCCUCCGUUUGUUGCUGACUACCGCCCCUACACAGGCCGCCAACUGGCGCGUGCACAGUAUUGCAAAACGACACACAGGGAACACUGGGAUAUCUAUUACCGCAACAAUACAGUGAAGGGUUACCGCGAUCGUCAUUACAUAAUACGUGAAUUUCACGAGCUCCGUGAGGCCCUUAGGCGCCUCAAAGAAGAGUCUCCUUCGCUAGCAGUAGAUCUUGUUUGGAUGGAGGUAGGCUGUGGCGUGGGCAACGCCAUCCUCCCGAUUCUCGAGGAAUAUGGUGACAUCAGUGGAUGGCGUCUUGUUGGGUUUGAUAUCUCCGCUGUGGCAAUUGAAUUACUGCAGAAGAAACGAAAAUCUCUCCCCGAGUGUUGCCAGGAGAAACUUGCCGUGCGUGUUAUGGAUCCAGUUGAGGAGGAUAUCCUCGUUGCAGCAUCGUCUUCUGGAUGCCCGUUUGCCCUCGCUGCGGGCUCAGUCGAUUUUGUGACGAUGAUUUUUGUGUUGUGCUCAAUUCCGGUGGAGAAACACCUACUUGUGCUGCGGCGUGUGGCACUCUGCAUGGCCGAGGGGAGUAUCUUUUUCUUUCGCGACUAUUGCAUCGAGGACCACGCAGAGAAACGGUUUGACCCCCGGCGUCAGUUGGAAGAAAACACCUUUACGCGCAGCAACGGAACUUUGAGCCACUUCUUUUCCCUUGCGGAGGUGCAACAUUUAUUUCAGGAGUCCGGCUUUGAGAAGUUGGAGCUCGUAGUGGUUGAGCGAGAGGUUGUUAACAGGAAGCAGAGAACCAAUAUGCAUCGAAAAUUUCUUCAGGGCCGAUUUCGUAAGUCAGGGAAGGGAAAAGAGCAACUGAGCCGGUGA
This is a messenger RNA of Trypanosoma rangeli, 912 nucleotides long. Its product is annotated as methyltransferase like 6. The record is from RefSeq and is a predicted model, not a curated record. Lineage: Eukaryota; Euglenozoa; Kinetoplastea; Trypanosomatida; Trypanosomatidae. Bases 1 to 912 code for a protein of 303 amino acids. The transcript has a single exon.